GUCAAAAUGCCAGCACUUCAUCAUAAUCCCAUCAAAUCCACAUCAUUAGUAUUUAUCCGCUUCAUUUCAAACUAAUUUAACCAUCUCUGCAAAAAUAAACUUACCAUUUUUGCAACUCCAAUUUCAACAACAAUGGCAGCUCUUACUGUUCUCCUCCGUCGUAAACUCCACCAACAAAACCUCCAUGUUUUCUCGCAAUUCUCUCUCCUCCGACGAUUUUCGUCGUCGGAAAACUCAUGCGAAGAAAACAAGAAGAUGAUGAUCGAGAAGAUUUUGGUAGCAAAUAGAGGAGAAAUCGCGUGUAGAAUAAUGAGGACUGCGAAGAAAUUAGGGAUUCGAACUGUUGCAGUUUACAGCGACGCUGAUCGUGAUAGUCUUCAUGUGAAAUUCGCCGAUGAAGCUGUUCGUAUUGGUCCUCCUCCUGCGAAAUUGAGUUAUUUACAGGCGAGUUCGAUUAUUGAAGCUGCUAGAAUGACUGGUGCUCAGGCAAUCCACCCUGGUUAUGGAUUUUUGUCAGAAAAUGCUGAGUUUGCUCAACAGUGUGAAGACGAAGGUCUUUCUUUUGUAGGGCCUCCAGCAUCUGCAAUACGGGAUAUGGGCGACAAAAGUGCAUCAAAGAGGAUAAUGGGUGAAGCAGGUGUUCCUCUGGUGCCUGGUUAUCAUGGUAAUGAUCAAGAUAUUGACCUAAUGAAAUCGGAAGCUGAAAAAAUCGGCUACCCCAUUCUAAUAAAGCCAACACAUGGAGGUGGAGGAAAGGGCAUGAGGAUUGUGCAAAACCCAAAUGAAUUUGUUGAAUCAUUCUUGGCUGCAAGAAGGGAGGCUGCUGCUUCUUUUGGAGUGGACACAAUCUUGCUUGAGAAAUAUAUCACCAGACCUAGGCAUAUAGAAGUUCAGAUUUUUGGAGACAAACUUGGCAAUGUCAUAUAUUUAUAUGAAAGGGAUUGCAGUGUACAGAGAAGACACCAGAAAAUUAUUGAAGAAGCCCCAGCUCCCAAUGUUAGUAAUGAUUUUCGCUCUCAAAUGGGUCAAGCAGCUGUUUCUGCAGCCAAGGCAGUUGGCUAUUACAAUGCUGGAACUGUCGAGUUCAUUUUGGAUACUCUCUCAGGUCAAUUUUACUUCAUGGAGAUGAAUACACGAUUACAGGUUGAGCAUCCUGUCACUGAGAUGAUUGUUGGCCAAGAUCUUGUAGAAUGGCAGAUUCGGGUUGCUAAUGGCGAGCCUCUUCCUGUUAUGCAAUCAGAGGUGCCUUUAUCAGGUCAUGCAUUUGAAGCCCGUAUUUAUGCCGAAAAUGUUCCAAAAGGGUUUCUACCAGCUACUGGGGUUCUUCAUCACUAUCGACCUGUUCCAGAGUCAGAAACAGUUCGUGUUGAGACCGGAGUUGAACAAGGAGACACUGUUAGUAUGCAUUAUGAUCCCAUGAUUGCAAAGCUUGUUGUCUGGGGAGAAAGUCGUGCCACGGCAUUAGUUAAAUUGAAGGAUUGCCUAUCAAAGUUUCAGGUUGCUGGUUUGCCAACUAACAUAAAUUUUCUUUUCAAACUGGCCAACCACUGGGCUUUUGAGAAUGGGCAAGUUGAAACGCAUUUUAUUGAAAACCACAGAGAUGCAUUAUUUCCUGAUUCAAGUAAUAUGGAGCUGGCAGAGGAAGCACACAAAUCUGCUGUACAUAGCGCAAUGCUUGUUGCUGCAUGUCUUUGUAAGAUGGAAAUCAACACAGCAAAGAGAAACUGUCAAGGGGAAAGAAGCCCACUUUCUAUCUGGUAUUCUGACCCUCCAUUUAGAGUCAACUAUUGUCCCAAGCGUGAUAUUGAACUUGAGUGGGAGAAUGAUUAUGGGACUGGCAGUCAAGAGCCCUUGAAAUUAAGCCUUAUAUAUCAACAAGAUGGGGGUUAUCUCAUUAAGGCUGGAGAAAGCGGUUCCCCUGGUAUGGAAGUUAAAGUUGUGCAGUUAGGUGAUCAAGACUUUAGGGUUGAAGCACAAGGAUUAAGUGUGCUAUUAACAUUAGCUGUCUCUAUAAAGGAUAAAUUCAAGCACAUAAACGUCUGGCAUGGCUUAAACAGCCAUCAGUUUAGACAAAAAAUUGGGCUGGAACUGUCUGGAGAAGAUGAAGCUGACCAUAGGCCUGAGAGAGCUGCUAUGGCAUCUCACUCCCCAGGUUCUGUUUUGGCACCUAUGGCUGGUUUGGUGGUCAAGGUUCUUGUAAGGAAUGGAGAUAAAGUAGAGGCGGGGCACCCAGUUCUAGUCAUGGAAGCCAUGAAAAUGGAGCACGUUGUCAAGGCUCCUUCUUCCGGUUUUAUUCACGGACUUCAGGUAGCUCCGGGACAGCAAGUUUCAGAUGGUAGCAUUCUCUUUAUGGUGAAGGAAACAUGAGAUUGGCUCAAUGUGCAAGGCGGUUUGUAUACAGGGAAACACUCUGUAACUUUCUGUAAAAUGUAAAUGAUCUCAUACACAUGUAAGUUCCAUUUAGAGAGAAUCAGAAGCCAAUUCUUCUUCAAAAUGUAACGCAAAUUGUAGACUGUACAUAAAUAAUACCGGAACUCCCUACUUGUACAUCACUACUAUGCUAAUCUCUGGAGGCUUAGACAGCAGUUUCCUUCGGGACUUUGUAUCAAUUGCGGUCUGCUCACUGCGUGCUAAUUGGUCCUCCUAAACAACAGCACUUAAGCGUAGCUCAAAAUAUGCUACAGAUGAUAAAAUACGAUAUACUCGUCACAUACAUAUACAACCUACAAAAAUACCAAAUAUGCUUGGUGGAGGUGAUGUAGAACUUACCUUGUGCUUGUUAGUAGAGAUUUCCUCAUAUUCCUUCUUACUCUCAAGCGUUGACUUGUAUAGUUCGGUUGGUUAACCUGCGAGAGGUGUUAGUCCAGUUGGGUUCUUAUUUUUACCAAUGGGUUCACAGUGCGGGGAUCCGAAUAAAAUUAAAAAUGUAUAUAUACAACCUACAAAAAAAGUAUCAAUCCACGUAAAACAAUAGCGUCAUAGAAGUGUUUAUAAAUUUUUAUUCUUCAUUUAUGUGAGAUUUGUUUGUAUUACACUUUUCUUGUUGGGGUGUUCGUUUUUAGCUUGUUCUGUUGUUUGGUCUAUUUUUGACAGGUCAGUAUGUCUCUUUUAGGGUCUAUCCUAGUAGGAAGAAUCUACUAAGUAUGCUCCCCCGUUCACUCUAUUGGAGCAUAUCCUAGGAUGAGUUUCUAUGGCAACAUGUUUAGUUGUAGUUUUCAGUUUUAUCUUGUAGUCUAUAUAAAACUGUUAACUGCUAACUUUAUCCCGUUACUUUUGUUUGAUCCUAGGAGUAUUCUGGGUGACAUCUACUUAAGAGAAAGAUUAUCUUUGUCACCGUGAUCACAAAUUGAAUGAAUACAAGUAUACAACACUGAUUUGAAUGUUGUUUGACUUACAAUUGUUUUAUGGAACAUGUCCCAUUUAUUUUCUCCACUUUUUCUACUAUGUGUUCCACUUUUUCAUUUAAUAACCCACCUUAAAGUUUCUCUUUUCAUCUUUUUUAUUUCUUUGUAUCACUUUUGGACUUCCUUCUUAAUUCUCUAUUAUUAAAGUGAAGUGAGUCAAUUAAAAGAGGAUGAAAUAAGUACUUCUAACUUUGCCUGGGGUGAUCAAGGUGAACUCAGAUGCUUCGGUGGGAGAGGAUGGGUGGAUUAGGUUGGGGUGGUGGCGCGGGAUUCGGAAGGUAGUGUGCUGUGGGCAACAAGUAGGAGAAAUUAAGCGUGGUGGCCCGUGGAAGUGGCGGAAGGGAAGGCCUUGUGCCUAGCGAUGAAGCUGGCACGUGCUCAUGACCAUCCAAAUGUUGUUUUGGAGACAAACUGCAAGUCGCUCGUCUCCAGGCUCUCGAAAGGUGCUAUCUAUUUCUCCGUUCUUGACUCUAUUUUGGAGGAUAUCUUGUCGUCAUGUAGUUCUUUCAUUAUGUUAAAUGGUAUCACGUGCGACGGGAUGACAAUUCUGUUGCUCAUCACCUAGCAAGACUUAUUCCUUUUGGUGUAGAACAAAGAUGGGAGAACCAUGUUCCCUCUGAAAUUACGCCGUAUGUACUGGUGGACUUUAUGUCCCUAUCUUAAUGCACUUUUCGAUCUUUCCCCUCAAAAAAAAAAACUUUGAAAAUACUUUGAUGGUUUAUCUCACUAACUACCGAUAAAAGGUGUUACAAACUUAAGGAUAAUAAUGAACCUUUCCCCCUUAAAAUUUAUACGGCCCGACCCGUUGACCAAUUUGAAAUACAAAGUUGUCAGUUUCAAAUGAACACAUGAUUAGUAUUAUUAUGACUUUUAAAAUCUUUAAAACAAACGUAAUAACUGAUAGUGCUCUUGAAUGGGUUAACAUUUUGUUAUCUCAAGUUUUCAACAACAAACCUGAGCAAUAUUAAUUAUGAUUAAUUUAAAUUUAUUAUACAAUCUAUAUCAUAUUUCUGCUGUAUUUAAAUACAUACAACGCAUCGACUUUUACAUAUGCCGGUGCCGAGUGCACUACUUUGACGGUUAAUAAAUUCAAUUAUCGAUUAGUAAAACUUAUAAAAGAUUGAUAAUAUUUUGAAAAUAUAUUUUGAAACUAAUCCAACAUUGAAGUAUCUCUAUUCUAUAAGGCAACACACGGGGGACACUAAAAAAUAGAAAAAGGAAAAAAAGAAAAAAAAUAGAGGAUAACUAACUAUUUCAUUUGAAUGAAAAAAGGGGGAAAUUUAGACAUUUAAAAUAUCAGUUUUUUGAUAAAAUAAAAUGUAAAAACAAUUAUUCUACCCAAAUUUUAUUUUCUACUUUAUUUGUUAUCACACGUUAUCGCACGCAUUGCGUGCAUGUAAGACUAGAUACUAACCCAACCCUCUAGGCUCUAACCCAAUUUAAAGAAAAAAAAAAAGUAGAGAUAAAGCCAGCCCAUAACGCAAUAGACGGUGAAGAACGAACAAACGAAAUUCGCGCCUUUCUUCUCUUCCCCCAUUCGAGUUCGACACCAUAAAAUCUCCGCCCAAUUCUAAUCCAUUUUUCUCACACAUUUCACUCGAGUGUUUUCACUCUGAAAUCUCCGUAAAAGUGUAACAAUGGCGGACGGUCAUCUCUUCAAUAGCGUUUCUCUCGGCGGUCGCGGCGGCAAU
Molecule: messenger RNA, 5095 nt
Organism: Beta vulgaris subsp. vulgaris (sugar beet)
Lineage: Eukaryota; Viridiplantae; Streptophyta; Magnoliopsida; Caryophyllales; Amaranthaceae
Product: methylcrotonoyl-CoA carboxylase subunit alpha, mitochondrial
Exons: 16
Coding region: 133-2367 (744 amino acids)
Cellular component (GO): mitochondrion
Molecular function (GO): ATP binding; methylcrotonoyl-CoA carboxylase activity; metal ion binding
Source: RefSeq, a predicted model, not a curated record